AGAGUGAAGACAAAUCCAGAGAAGAGAGGUGUGAAACUACAGCUCAAAAAAAAUGAAUGGAACACUGGAUCACCCAGACCAACCUGACCUUGACGCCAUCAAGAUGUUUGUGGGUCAGGUUCCUAGGAGCUGGUCUGAAAAAGAUCUGAGGGAACUCUUUGAACAGUAUGGUGCUGUCUAUGAAAUCAAUGUCCUGAGGGAUAGGAGCCAAAAUCCUCCCCAGAGCAAAGGGUGCUGUUUUGUUACGUUUUACACCCGGAAAGCUGCACUAGAAGCACAGAACGCUCUUCACAAUAUGAAGAUCCUCCCAGGGAUGCAUCACCCUAUACAGAUGAAACCUGCAGACAGUGAAAAAAACAAUGCAGUGGAAGACAGGAAGCUGUUUAUUGGUAUGAUUUCCAAGAAGUGCAAUGAAAACGACAUCCGAGUCAUGUUCUCUUCCUUUGGGCAGAUUGAAGAGUGCAGAAUAUUACGGGGUCCUGACGGUCUGAGCCGAGGUUGUGCAUUUGUGACAUUUACAACACGAGCCAUGGCACAGACAGCCAUCAAGGCGAUGCAUCAAGCACAGACUAUGGAGGGUUGCUCCUCUCCCAUCGUGGUGAAGUUUGCAGACACCCAGAAGGACAAAGAACAGAAGCGCAUGGCCCAGCAGCUGCAGCAGCAGAUGCAGCAGAUCAGUGCCGCAUCGGUGUGGGGGAAUCUCGCUGGGCUGAACACUCUGGGACCCCAGUACUUAGCACUUUAUUUGCAGCUCCUUCAGCAGACUGCCUCUUCUGGGAACCUCAACACCUUGGGCAGCCUCCACCCAAUGGGAGGACUAAAUGCAAUGCAGUUACAGAAUUUGGCUGCGUUGGCGGCAGCUGCUAGCGCGGCUCAGAACACACCGAGUGGUACCAAUGCCCUCACGACAUCUAGCAGUCCUCUCAGUGUCCUCACCAGUUCAGCAGGGUCCUCACCAAGCUCCAGUAGCAGCAACUCUGUUAAUCCAAUGGCUUCCCUCGGAGCCCUGCAGACAUUGGCUGGAGCAACUGCCGGCCUCAAUGUCGGCUCCUUAGCAGGGAUGGCUGCCUUAAAUGGUGGCCUGGGCAGUGGUGGUCUUUCUAAUGGCACUGGAAGCACGAUGGAGGCACUCACACAGGCCUACUCUGGGAUCCAGCAGUACGCUGCCGCUGCACUCCCAACACUCUACAACCAGAACCUGUUGACACAACAGAAUAUCGGUGCUGCAGGAAGUCAGAAGGAAGGUCCAGAGGGAGCCAACCUGUUUAUCUACCACCUGCCCCAGGAGUUUGGAGAUCAGGACCUGCUACAGAUGUUCAUGCCUUUUGGAAAUGUUGUUUCUGCCAAGGUUUUCAUCGACAAGCAGACAAACCUGAGCAAGUGUUUUGGGUUUGUAAGCUAUGACAAUCCUGUUUCAGCGCAGGCUGCCAUCCAAUCAAUGAACGGCUUUCAGAUUGGCAUGAAACGACUGAAAGUGCAGCUCAAACGCUCCAAGAAUGACAGCAAGCCCUACUGAGCAUUCUCCCCUCUGGGACUGGAGUGAGAGGGUCUUCUGAUUCCUGCCGUUUGUUCAUCGUUGUGCCUAAAGCAUGUCGAUGUGGCGUCAAGUACAUCGUCCAAAUCCUUGUCUCUUCAGCUUCUCUGAUGCUUGAACUCUCACCUUUGACCUUGUGUUGACCUUUGAUGCUGAUGUGUAUUUUUUAUUAUGUUUGUUUCUUUCUUUGUUUUUCUUUAAAUUUUUUUGUGCUGCCAAAUUGGUUUUGCUAGAACGACUGCUGAAGGGGAAAUAUUUAAACUUGCAUUUGAAUAUAAAAAAAUCUAUUUUUCUAGAACUUCAUAAGAUAACCACUUGAUUUUGUGAUUCCAAUUCUUUGUAAUUGUCUUCAGAGCAGCCCUACUAGCACAUGCCGUGUGGUGUUUGUAUUUCUGUGAACACACAGCCAGUCCGUUUCUAGGCUUUGUUUUUCUGUGUGCUUAGUUUUAAAGCAAAACUUUGAAGCAAACAAUGAAAUAAAAGACGUCACUAAACCUUUGAGGCUCCUGAGCACAUUUUGCUGAUCUAGUUUCUGGGGCUUGAGGAGACAGCAUGUAUUUUUUUUUUCCUUGAGUUCUUAACUGCAGAAAACACUUGAACUCCUUUUCUGUUUUGAUAGCAGGCAGCCUUCUGGCCUCCCUGUACCUUUUCUUUGUCCUCCCCCGUAGUUCUGCACCUCCAUCUUUGGUGAACCUUUGGAUUCACAUUGAUGCUGUCCUGUUUCAUUAACUCCCCAUGCUUGUUUCUACAAUCUCCUCAGCAAAAUGUGAUGCUUUGGUUUUCCUUUCCAACUCAGAUAAUGCCCAGAAAACCCACGUUUUGCAUGUUUCCUGCUGUUUUCUUCACACCUUCGUAUAUAUCACCUUCACCUCUCUGUUUUCUAUAGUUUGUGCAAAAACUGACUGAUUUAAAGGGUUUCAAAGAAGCUGUUUCAAAUUGUUGUGGGGUUGAUUUUUUUUUCUGGAUUGUUUUUAUUUUUGAUGUGGCAAAUUUCUCCUCGGUUGCCUGUAAGAUUGCUUGCCUGUGCUCUUGGACUGUCUCCCGGUUUGGCCUCCAGGCCUGGGAGGGAGCUUCUGGGAGGCUGGUUGCACACUGGUCAGGUAGAAAUUUGAGUAUAUUGGGAGACCUAAGGAUAUAUGGAAAGGGGAGAAGAGAUGGGAUCUUAGAAGGUGGCUGUGGGUGGGAACACUUACAGCAAUGUUACUCUGAAAAAUCCCCUCGUACAGAGACCUCCUUAGGAAGUUUGUGCCUUUCAUUGACUUCCUGAUCCUCUGAGAAAUAAUGAGCCCCAUUAAGCCUCCAAGGAAAGGUUCGAUUUCUUGACCCUAUUUUGGAAAGAGCCUGUAACCAUUCUGGCAAUCCAAGUACCAGCUCUUUACCUAGGUGACAAGCACAACACCAGUCUCCCUGCUGUUUACAGACCUCGGGCACUGCCCUGGCUCUUCCUGCACUCCACGUCUCUUCUCCCUCGGAGGAAGAGCCAGCAGCUGUCCUGCCUGCCCUUCAUGGGGCUGCUUUCCCCAGUCUCCUGGGAUUCAUUGGACAUCCCACUUCACUAAAAAGUUAAAUUGCAUAGAAGUGAGGUCUGGUCGUUAGGAAGUGGAAGGGUAAAGAGAAGGAUUGAAGAGUGACCAGUUGAUGGAAGAUAGAAUUAUAGAAAGGAGGGAGCUUAAGGAUGGCACCCAGACAUGCCGGAAGCUUCUGGGGGCUAAGGCAGAGGGAGUGUCCUGAUUCUCCAGGACUAGGGUGAGAGAUACCAAAAGGCCUAGAAGAAAGUAUUAGGUGCUGCUAGAAAGGCCUGAAGGAGCAAAUCCUGGCAGUAUUUCAGUUCUGGGGGUCGGCAUCUUGGAUAAUGCUACCUUGUAGGAAGCAUGAAGGGGAGAUGUGGGCAGGCAGAAGGGGGUUUGCAUGGAAAAAGGCCAGAAGCCCCUGCUCCUCAGGCUGUGAGCACCACAGUCUGACUGCAUAGAGAGACUUUGGAGGCAGAAGGCCCGAGUGAGAUCCUGCCCCCUCCCCGCCUGUAUCCAGAGAAUCUGUGUUUUGCCAAUCUGUUUUGCUUUUGAUUCCAAAAGGAGCUCUGGGGAAACCUGUGGAUAAAACUAAAAUGCCAAACGUUGGAUGUUAUUUUCCUUUCCUUUCUUAUCCUCUCUUUGAUUGUUUUAGUUGUUCUGUGGUGGUUUUAAUGGAUUUGAGACCCUGGGAACGGCAGCUGCCUUUCUGAUUUCCAGCUGCUUUUUGUGAAUAAUUUAAAAAGAAAAAAAAAAAGAAACUUUCCAUUUUGGAGACAAACCUGUGUGAGUUUUUUAUUGGUACAAACGUUGUAUUUAAACACUAGGGGUUUUGUACAGUUUUUUGCCUUUUCUACUAGAAAACAAUGUAAAGUGAUUUCACAAUGUGAAGAGAAAAAACUUGCCACUAUGACCAAACGUACAGUCUGUUCUGCAGCAGCAAAGGGGUUCAAUCAACUCGAAGUCGUGAUUCAGUUGUAGACAUGCUUUCCCCUUGACCUUGUUCAAGCUUUUCCUUUCUUUCCCCUGUUUUGAUUUGCAAAAGAAACCGUCUCUUUUGUGUGAAAUUGUGUUGUACUCUGUAGAAAAUUAUGGAUUUUACUUUAAUCGUUAAAAAAAAAACAAAACAAAAAAAAAAAAGCAGCAGCAGCAAGAAGAGCCCUGGUCGCUUUUCUGGCCUGGUCGCAGAGUUUGUGUAGUGGGUUUAAAGAUGAAAAGAUUGUUAUAAGUUUGGAACAAGCGAGUAUGUGUUAAAAAGGAAAUUUCCUUCCUUUGUGUGUUUUUCCUUUUGUCCCAAUGGGGAACCUAAACCUGUUUUAAUUGCACAGACACACGGACAAAAAGUCAUUUUGUAUCUGCCAAGUGUGGUACCUUCCUUUGUUUAUUUGCUAUUAAACUGUUUGAGAAGAA
Messenger RNA from Trichosurus vulpecula (common brushtail), 4452 nucleotides. RefSeq names its product CUGBP Elav-like family member 1 (gene CELF1). The record is from RefSeq and is a predicted model, not a curated record. Gene Ontology annotation, molecular function: mRNA 3'-UTR binding. Bases 53 to 1516 code for a protein of 487 amino acids. Gene Ontology annotation, cellular component: nucleus; ribonucleoprotein complex; cytoplasm. NCBI's taxonomy places the organism in Eukaryota, Metazoa, Chordata, Mammalia, Diprotodontia, Phalangeridae. The transcript has 14 exons. Gene Ontology annotation, biological process: mRNA splice site recognition; regulation of alternative mRNA splicing, via spliceosome.